AUGGGGACUAUGGUUGGAGGGUGUGUUGGCCCAAGUGAGCUUCACUUGAGGAAGGAACUUACUGCUUUGCAAAAGGCGCGCUGCUUGCAGGACCCUGAUACUUGCUCAACAUGGAGAUCACCUUUGAGUUAUAGGUCACUGGUGGCAACUUCAAGGAUUACAUACAACGGUGGGAUUUCUAGUAAUUUAGCGCCAAAGCUCAAUGAGUCACCUUGUGCACCUGCAAACACUGAAAAGAAACGAAGAAAGGUUUAUCUCUACAAUUGGAGGCAGAAUUCUUGUAAAUCUAGUGAAAGUGGAAUGAAGAUAGAUGAGGAUGUUAAGCAACCAUCCGGUGAGCUAAUCCUGGACAGUCCAUGCAAAUCUAAUGGGGUAAACUCCAAAGGUGAUGCAUAUCUGGGUCCUCCAGCCAGCAUCUACAAUGUUCAGAGUUCAACAUCAUCUACUCCUGUCAAAAGAAUAGCUAGAAGGAGAAAGGGUGUUUUGUCCAAAAAAGGUGCAGUCAGAAACCAAGCUGUCUCGAAGUUGUCAGAUCUUCAGGUUAAUUCCGGUGAGCAAUCUGAGGAUACUGAGAACUGCAACUCAGAGACUCCGGAGAUAUUUCAAAGGAGCUACUUCUCUCGCCCUACAUCUCCGCUAUUUGCUGCAUGUGGAUGUGUCAGCUCUUCAAAUCCCUCAAAACUACUGAAAAUAGGUAGAGGAGAGGGAUCUUCCUUUUCUUGCACACCUGUUUCUACUAGCUCCUAUUACAGGCACGUAAGAAGGAACACCAGCACUGUUGGUUCUUGGGAUGCUAGGACUGCUACUUCUUUUGAUGGUGAUGAGUCUAACCAAUCAGCAGUUCUGAGAAGUCAGAGGUCGCAUGUCCCUUGCUAUGCAUCAAAUAGGAGAAAACAUCGAGGAUCUGAAGGAAGUAAUUAUUCUCCUUCACUAUCUGCUAUACUUCGAAGAAAAGGUAGCAGCCUAAUAUGUGGGAGUCAGACAAUGCAUAAGAAGAAGAGAUCAUUUGGUUCAAUGAAAUGGGCACAUUCGAAAAAGUCUGCUCAGGGAAUGCCACUUUUGUGUAAUAGCUGUGAUUUUGGUUCUUCAUCAUUUGAUUCAUCAAGUGAUGAACUCUCAACCAAUAUAGGGGAGCUUGAUAUGGAAGCUUCAAGCCGGUUAGAUGGGAAAAGAUGGUCAAACUGUAAAAGCCAGGAUGGGAUGGAUCUAUCUGUUCGUAGUGCUGAUCUGGCCGAGUCAGACCCGAGAAGCUUGAGCCAAAAAUAUAGACCAAGGACAUUCCCUGAAAUUGUUGGUCAAAACAUUGCAGCCCAAUCACUUAGUAAUGCUAUAACAAGGGAAAGGAUAGCUACUGCCUAUCUUUUUCAAGGUCCUCGUGGAACCGGAAAAACAUCGACUGCAAGGAUAUUUUCAGCAGCUCUAAAUUGCCUUACUACUGGAGAUAACAAACCCUGUGGGGUAUGUAAUCAGUGCACUGAUUUCUUCAGUGGAAAAGGUACCAAUCUAAAAGAAGUUGACGCAAGUAACAGAAAGUGUAUAAGCAUAAUUAAGCACUUACUGGAAAAUUUGCCACCAUCUGCACCUUUGCCCCGGUAUAAGGUGUUUGUUGUUGAUGAAUGCCACAUGAUACCUUCCAAAUUAUGGUCAGCAUUUAUGAAGUUUCUUGAUGAAUCAUUUCCUCGUGUUGUGUUCAUAUUUAUUACAAUUGACCCAGACAACCUACCUCGAGCAGUCGUAUCACAUUGCCAGAAGUAUGUGUUCUCUAAGAUCAAAGAUAUUGACACUGUGUGCCGCUUGAGGAAAAUUUGUGUCAAGGAAAAUCUUGAUGUUGAGCUGGCAGCUUUGGAUUUGAUAGCUCUGAAUUCAGAUGGCUCACUACGAGAUGCAGAAACAAUGUUAGAUCAAUUGAGUUUGUUAGGGAAAAAGAUAACUCCUUUACUUGUCAACGAUCUGGUCGGUGUUGUCUCGGAAGAGAAAUUGCUUGAUCUUCUGGAGAUAGCUAUGUCAGGAGAUACGGCUGAGACAGUGAAAAGAUCCAGAGAGCUGAUGGAUUCUGGCACUGAUCCAAUGGCAUUAAUGUCUCAGUUAGCUGGGCUCAUCAUGGACAUCAUUGCUGGCACCUACAAAUUGGCUGAUGUUACUUGUUGUAAUGGCUCAGCAGUUGGUGGUCGAAGUUUAACGGAAGCAGAGUUAGAAAGAUUACAACAAGCAUUGAAGAUUCUUUCUGAUGCUGAAAAGCAGAUAAGGCUUUCAAGUGAGCGUCCCAUGUGGUUUACUGCUGCUCUACUACAACUUGGAUGUGGUCAUAGUUCAGAUAUGAACCAACAAAAAUGCGGUACUCAAGAACACCAUAAAGUAGCCAAUGAUGCUAUGUCUGAGAUAGCAAGGGAAUCCUCCAGCAGAACUGUUUCUCAUUCAUUAUCUGCCUUUGGCAUUUCUAAGAGAACAAUUGACGCCAAAACAAUUAGUGUGCACUCGAGUCCUCAGGUCCUUGCCUCACAUUCAUCUCGGUUGAGACUGAAUGACAACUUGGUUUAUGGAGAGUGUAGGUCUGUUGAUAGAGUUCCACUCAAUUCUAAUCAACUGAAUGACAACUGUUCCCAGCAAAGGGCCCUAGUAAAUGGAAUCUCAGAUAGCCUUGCCCAGGUUUGGAUAAGAUGCAUUGAGAACUGCCACUCGAAGACAUUACAGCAGCUACUUCUUGACCAUGGGAAACUAGUAUCAAUCAGGCAAUUUGAGGGCCAUGCGAUUGCUUUCAUCGCAUUUGAGGACUGUGGCAUAAAAUCUAGAGCUCAAAGAUUUUUGAGUAGCAUUACCAAUUCAAUUGAGACAGUACUGAAAUGCAAUGUGGAAGUCAAAAUUAGUCCACUAGCAGAAUUGAUGGACGGAGAAAUAACAUUAGAGGCUGGUCCUAAUGUAAGAAGGUACGAGUCUGAUGUCUUGAGUUGCUCAUCAAACAGUGACCGACUAAAGGGAACUUUGGAUUCAAGGAGAAGCUUUGAUCAUCCUGAUGAAGUAAAGAAAGAACUGGAGACGUACAAAAAUACUGCAUGUUCUGAUGAAAGGUUGUGUUCGGAAGUUCCCAUCCAGACUUCAAAAGAAUCAACAAAUGAUGAACAGCGACUGGAAAGCGCAUGGCUCCAGGUUUCUGAAAAGCACACACCAGGUCUGAUGAAUCAGGAAAGACACGAUCAACAUCAGGUUCUGUCUCAAUUUGUUGGCAACCAAUACCAAAGGAAGUCCUCAAUGUCCCUAGUUGUGCCCCCAGGCCAUGCAGAUGAGGAUCUUGCUCAUGAGAUAGAAGCUCUGAAGAUAGUUGACAGUUAUGGUUCUCAGAAGCACCAGAGUAGAAGAAGUGAAAAUGCCUUUGCCAUUUCACCAAGCAGAAUGCACAAAAAGGAUGACAUGGUUGAUUGCGACAAAGAGAGCGUAUGCUCUGAUCUUGGAAAAUCGGGAUGCCAUGGCCUUUUCCCUUGUUGGAAAACACAAAAACCAAGGGGAGUAAAGACGAAGAGGCAGAUGCGUGUGAAAUCUUCUUAG
Miscanthus lutarioriparius is the source of this 3540-nucleotide messenger RNA. The record is from the annotation of a GenBank genome assembly. NCBI's taxonomy places the organism in Eukaryota, Viridiplantae, Streptophyta, Magnoliopsida, Poales, Poaceae.